Molecule: messenger RNA, 1653 nt
Organism: Trachymyrmex cornetzi
Lineage: Eukaryota; Metazoa; Arthropoda; Insecta; Hymenoptera; Formicidae
Exons: 3
Coding region: 1-1653 (550 amino acids)
Cellular component (GO): nucleus
Molecular function (GO): DNA binding
Source: RefSeq, a predicted model, not a curated record
AUGCAUAUAAAAGCAUUGUGCGAUUCCGGUUUCCCAGUAGAUAGAAAAAAAGUUCGACAACUUGCUUUCCAAUUCGCCGAAACCUUAAAAAUCAAACACCAUUUCAAUCGCGACUCAGAAAUGGCGGGAAAGGAUUGGCUCUACUCUUUUUUAAGGCGCAAUCCGAGCAUAACAAUCCGGAAAGCCGAAGGCUUGUCAGUGGCUAGAGCUACCAGUCUCUCAAGAAAAAUCGUACAGCAGUUUUACGAUCUUCUAGAAAAAGAAGUCACUGAACACAAUCUACAAGACAAGCCACAAAAUUUAUCGAAUUGCGAUGAAUCAGGCAUACAGCUAAUAAAUGCCCCUGGAAAAGUUUUGGCUCCCAAAGGAGCUAAAGUAGUCAAUCAAAUUACGUCAAAGGAAAAAGGUGAAACCGUCUCACUUUUAGCGUGUUGCACCGCAGAAGGGCGAUUUCUUCCACCGACAUUAAUUCUUAAAGGAAAAAACAUCAAACGUGAGUUUGAGGACGGCCUACCUCCAGGUUCGAAAGUAUUCAUGAAUAAAAAAUCAGCAUACAUUUCUACGGAGUUGUUUUUGAAAUGGUUUAAUGAGGAAUUUCUCCUUCGAAAAGCUGCAGGAAAAAAUAUUUUGAUUCUUGAUGGUCACUGCAGCCACUGUACGUCGAUUGAAUUACUUGAAUGUGCCGAAAAAAAUGAUGUCUCACUUCUUUGCUUGCCACCUCACACAACACACGUAUUACAACCGUUAGAUAAAUCGUUUUUUGGCCCAUUUAAGGCGCAUUUUAAAGUUGAAGCCAACACCUGGAUUAAUCAACAUAAAGGACGCAACCUAACACGUUAUCAACUCGGACCACUUGUGGAAAAAGCUUGGAGUAAGGCAGCAACGGUCGAAAACGGAUGUAGUGGCUUUUCUUCAACAGGAAUUUUUCCAUUUAAUAGGCAUAUCAUUCCCGAUAUUUUUGCGAUUUCUGACCGCAUCGAAGAUGAAAAAGAACGUAAUUUACAGGAAAAAGAGUCCUAUGCCCGACAAGAAUCUGAAUUGAUUGAAUCUUCUGAAAGCAUUUACUCAUUGGAAUCAGAAGAGCCAACACGGGAUAUAGAGUCCGAUGUCUGCAUGCAAAUACAACGCAAAGCUGAACCAAAAAAAUCAGCAAAAGCUUCAGAAAUUGCAGAGAUCGCUAAGGUUAUCAAGAAAGAAGCAUUAAAGAGCCACUCUAGUAAUGAACAAGCAACGCACGUUCAGGAAAAAAGAGGUCGAAAAAGAAAAACUGAAGUAGCGCCCACGAAAUCGGCUAAAGUGUCGAAAAUCGUACAGAUUUGUAUUGUCUGCGUGUUCGCCGUCGAGGAACGAAAUGUCUUGGUGUCGUCUAGGUGUUCGCCGUCGAGGAAAUCGGUGGCUACGUGUUCACUGUCGAAGAACAAUGUGUCUAGGUUCGUUGACAAGGAACCAAUGUUUUUCUUUGAGGAAGCGUCAUCCGAGUAUUGGGGGAACAACGAGAGGGGCGUUAGGAUGUUGCUUAAUGAAGUUGCAAAAAACUCGCUAUUCCUCCAUAGAAGGGAGUGUCCAGGUGUCCUAGAGGGAUCUCUGGUUGACAUUAGACACGUCCUAAAGGUCGCUGUCGAGAAAUUCGGUAUCCAGAUGUUACUCCACUAA